Blastocystis hominis is the source of this 849-nucleotide messenger RNA. RefSeq lists its product as hypothetical. The coding region runs from base 1 to 849 and encodes 282 amino acids. Gene Ontology annotation, cellular component: Golgi apparatus. Gene Ontology annotation, molecular function: antiporter activity. The record is from RefSeq and is a predicted model, not a curated record. The transcript is spliced from 6 exons. NCBI's taxonomy places the organism in Eukaryota, Bigyra, Opalinata, Blastocystidae.
AUGAUUUCUUCAGCAUUUUAUUCGAUACUUAUCCGAAUUCUGUUCCCCACCUAUUAUAACGCAAGAACUAUCGAAAAGGACGAAUACAAGCGUCUAGUAAUGGUCAGCCUUCUCUUUAUCAUCAACAUCAUCUUAGGGAAUGUCAGCAUCAAGUAUUGUAGCCUAACUCUUGACCAAAUUGUCCGUUGUACAAUGCCUGCUUGGACGGCAGUGACUCAAUAUGUACUCUUCAAGGAAAAGCUCUCCUGGAAAGUGUAUAUUACCCUGGUUCCUAUUAUCGGAGGAGCCAUGAUGGUCUGCAAAGGGGAGAUCUACGGUACAUCCUUUGGAAUUGCUGUCUUGCUCCUGAGCUGCUUCGUUUCAACAAUCAAAGGAAUUAUAACCAAGCGACUGCUUUCAACAGGAAAUAAACUCUCUCCACUUCAACUUCUAACUAUUAACAGCAGUCUUGGAAGCGUGGAGUUAAUUCCUGUGACGUUGUUUUCUGAAUCCGCGUUCUUUACGCAAUUUCUGCCAAAUCAAACGAUCUUCGUGUACGCUCUUCUCCUUUUCCACGGAUUCACUGCAUUCUCGUUGAAUAUCUCCAAUUUCGAGGCAACCCGAUCCACCUCGCCACUUGUGAUUAACAUUACCGGAAAUGUGAAGCAAGUGUGCAUGAUUCUGAUUUCGGUCGUCUUGUUCCACCAGUCUCUAUCGAUAAGCAGCAUUAUCGGGUGCAUUCUAACGAUUGCUGGCUCUUUUUGGUAUUCUGUGGAACGAUACAACUUUGAUAAUGAAAGUAAAAAGAUCGACCCUGCAGACGGAAGCACAAGUGACACAGAACCAUUCAUAAAGCAUGAUGAAAAAUAG